This is a messenger RNA of Gadus morhua (Atlantic cod), 601 nucleotides long. It is a transcript of the gene rps27.1, whose product is annotated as ribosomal protein S27, isoform 1. Gene Ontology annotation, cellular component: ribosome. The coding region runs from base 101 to 355 and encodes 84 amino acids. The transcript has 4 exons. Gene Ontology annotation, molecular function: structural constituent of ribosome. The record is from RefSeq and is a predicted model, not a curated record. Gene Ontology annotation, biological process: translation. NCBI's taxonomy places the organism in Eukaryota, Metazoa, Chordata, Actinopteri, Gadiformes, Gadidae.
AAUGUACUCAUUUCCUGUCGGUUCUCCAAAGCGACUGCGGAUAUGAGGACCUGGCUUCCGGUAAAGCCUCCUUUCCGGCAGCGGCUAUUUCCUCGCCAACAUGCCACUCGCAAAAGACUUGCUGCACCCAACUCCCGAGGAGGAAAAGAGGAGGCACAAGAAGAAGCGUCUCGUUCAGAGUCCCAACUCUUACUUCAUGGACGUGAAAUGUCCAGGAUGCUAUAAGAUCACAACUGUCUUCAGCCAUGCACAGACCGUUGUGUUGUGUGUAGGCUGCUCGACAGUCCUAUGCCAACCCACUGGAGGCAAAGCACGUCUCACAGAGGGAUGCUCAUUCAGGAGGAAGCAGCACUAGGUGCUUUCACUGUCGCUGAGUGAGAGAGGUGGCGUUGGAGCGGUUAAUGUCAGCGUCUUCUGCACCAACAUGGCAGGCGGUACUUCAUUCAAGACCAAACAAAUCGAUCGUCAUUCAGGAUCAGCCUGGCUGAACUGACUGGGCAAUACAGGAUUUCACUGUGCUCAUUGGGAGAUCAGUUUAUGCUGUACAUGGACUUCCAACUCUGUCUCUCUUAAUAAAAAAUAUUGUUUUGACUAAAGAAAA